AUUGAAGUUUCCAUACUCUUCCUCAAUCGAAAUGCAAUACAAAAAUCCUGAGAGGAAAAAGAAAAAACCUAUCUUGUGUUAACGAGAGAGAGCUGAUAGCCAAACAACGUUUGAGUUUGGAGUAUCUAAAGAAGAAGAAGAAGAUGUUGGGUAGUACAAUCCCAAUCCUAACACCCUCCUUCAAUCUCAACCCUUCGCAUUUUGUCCCUUCAAUCACAACAAUAGCCAGAGUCACACUCUCUUCCUCUUCAAAAUCACACUCCAAACUCACUCUGCUUCCCAGGUUCAGUCUUAGCAGCAAUGGUUCUCCUGAUCGCGCCCUUCAUCCUCCCUCUCCCGUCAGUGGAAUUGAUGAACAUGAAAGUGAAUCGUCUUCCGACUUUGGUGAUGACAAUGUGGCCUUGUUUGUUCGUAUGCUAGGCCUAGAUCGCGAUUUUCUUGAUAGAGAGCAAGCUAUAAUUGCUCUUUGGCAAUAUUCACUUGGUGGAGAGAAUUACAUUAACAAUAUAAUGCAAUUUCCUGGCUGUAUUAAUCUUGUUGUCAACCUACUUAGGUCAGAGUCUAGUUCGUCGUGUGAGGCGGCUGCAGGUCUUUUGCGAUCACUAUCUUCAAUCGACUUAUAUAGGAAUUCUGUAGCAGAUAGUGGAGCUAUAGAAGAGAUAAAUAGAUUGCUGACACAAUCUUCUUUGGCUCCUGAGGUAAAGUUGCAGAGUAUGAGUACACUGUGGAAUUUAUCUGUGGAUGACAAGAUCCGCGUUAAAGUUGCAAAGAGCGAUACUCUUCUGUUAGCUAUUAAGUACCUUGAUGAUGAAGAUUCAAAAGUGAAGGAAGCUGCAGCGGGUGUUUUGGCAAAUUUAGCACUGAGUCGUGUUAACCAUGAUAUCAUGGUUGAAGCAGGUGUUAUUCCAAAAUUGGCGAAGUUCUUAAUGUCAGACUCCGAAGGAUCUAAAGUCAUUAGAAAGGAAGCAAGGAAUGCAUUGCUGGAACUCGUGAAGGACGAGUAUUACAGAAUUCUUGUUAUUGAGGAAGGUUUAAUUCCUGUUCCAUUAAUAGGUGCUGCAACCUACAAAUCAUACGCUCCACGUUUAUAUGAGUCGCCCGCAUUUCCAGAUGGUACAGAAAUUGAAAGGACAUACACAAAACCUUCUAGAUUUGGUGCUUCAGAAGUACUUGUUGGAUUAAAUUUUGAUAAUAAUGCUGACAUAGAUGAAGCAAAAGUCAAUGCAAUUAUUGGACAGACACAACAGCAAUUCCUUGUUCGUAUUGGUGCGAUAGAAAUGGAAGAAACGGAACCUCAUUCUGAACGUUCAAAUGAUGAGCGUGUUACGCUUUUACAUUGGAUCGAUGGUGUUGCUCGUUUAGUACUGAUACUGGAACUUGAAGAUAAGUCAGCAAUAGUAAGAGCUGCAGAGUCAAUUGCUAGUGCAUGUAUCAAUGAACAUAUGCGUAUUGCAUUCAAGGAGGCUGGUGCAAUUAAGCAUUUAGUACGGCUUUUGGCUUGCGAUGAUAAUGCAAUCCGGCUGGCAGCAGCUCAAGCUUUGGAAAGGCUGUCUGCUAGCAAUGUUGUUUGCCGUGUAAUUGAAGGCGAGGGUGGUUUAGGUCCUUUAGUUAGUAUUUUAAAAUGCUCAGAUGUAGCUGGAGCUAUUGUGGAAAAGUCUUUGAAUGUACUUGGUCAGAUAUUAGACCCUAGCAAAGAGAUGCAAUUGAAGUUUUAUGAUGGAUCAGUUAAUGGAUCUGAGAAGGUAUUUGGUAGAGCCAAAAAUGACGGUUCAACGGGAUUAAGUAGCACUGAGCAAGCCGCAUCGAAAACAAACCCAAGUUCAUUCAGGAACGAUAUAUUGGACUCGGUUUUCACUGCACGCCUUGUUGAGAUUUUAAAGUCCCCAUCACCCAGUUUACAAGAAAAGGCUGCAUCUGUUCUUGAGUUUGUGGCAUUGACAGACCCAUCACUGACUGCGAUUAUCUCUGUGGAUAUUGAAAAUGGUCUCAAUUCUACUUUUCAGCAAAGUUUAUUGAAAAUCUCAGCAAACAUGGAAUCUGAUAUGGAAGAUCAGUUUUCAGUGGCCCAUGCUAUUGAACUUGAAGAAGCUGGUCUUGCAAUAUCUGCAGCAUCCCGGUUACUAACAAGACUACUUGACUCUAAGCAAAUUCGCGAUAAUUUAAAUUUCUCCAGUUUCAUUGACACGCUCCGCGAAAUCCUCAAGUCAAAUAUUCCCCUCCGAAGCAAAGAUUGGGUAGCUGCAUGCCUAGUUAAACUAAGUUCUCUCUCUGGUUACGACACAAGUUCUAAUAAUCCAAUCAAUGUGGAAGUUACACUUUAUGAGACAAUUCCAAGACUUGUAGAACAGAUCAAAACUUCAUUCGCCUUAGAAUCACAGGAAAAUGCUGUUGUAGAACUUAAUAGAAUAGUAUCUGAAGGAGUGGUAGAUUGUACAGGAACUAUUAUUUCUGAAGGGGCAGUGUAUUCUUUGGUGAAGUUGAUAGAAGAAGGUAGUGAAAGAGGUGUUGAAGCAAGCUUGACAAUACUGUAUAAUCUGAGUAUGGACAGUGAGAACCAUUCAGCACUUGUAGCUGCUGGAGCAGUCCCAGCCUUAAAAAAAAUUGUUCUGUCAGAGAAACCACAGUGGCAAAGGGCGCUGCAUUUGCUCAGGAGCUUGCAAACAUGAUGAGUCCAAGGGCAGAAAUUCUUUAAACAAUUGUUAUGUCAUACUUUACGACGUGUUUAAAAGAAAAUCUUAACUCUUAUAUGUAAAACUAGUUUUGAUUCUACUAAUGUAUUUUUGAUUUUGCAUCUUAGAUUAGAUAGUGCAUAAAGCCAGGCUUUGUUUUCUUCUU
Messenger RNA from Cicer arietinum (chickpea), 2835 nucleotides. RefSeq lists its product as uncharacterized. Gene Ontology annotation, molecular function: protein binding. Lineage: Eukaryota; Viridiplantae; Streptophyta; Magnoliopsida; Fabales; Fabaceae. The record is from RefSeq and is a predicted model, not a curated record.